Messenger RNA from Vespa velutina, 460 nucleotides. Its product is annotated as cuticle protein 16.5-like. The record is from RefSeq and is a predicted model, not a curated record. Lineage: Eukaryota; Metazoa; Arthropoda; Insecta; Hymenoptera; Vespidae. The coding region runs from base 61 to 357 and encodes 98 amino acids. The transcript has a single exon.
ACAGUAUCGUCAUAAGUCGUUGCAAACAGAAACGAGUGAGGACACCGAAGAAAUUCAACCAUGUACAAGCUCGUUGUAUUGGCCGUACUCGUAGCCUGCGCUACAGCUGCACCUGCCCCUGCACCAGGACACUUUGGUGCACCUGUUGUAGCCGCUGCACCUCUCGUCGCUGCUGCACCAGCCGUGGCUUACUCGACUCACCCAGCGAGCCUCGCCUACACCGCACAUGCACCGGCUCUUGCCUACACCGCUCAUGCAGCCCCAGUUGCUUAUGCCGCACAUGCAUCCCCGGUUGCAUAUACCGCACACACUUCUCAAAUCGCUUACGCCGCACCAGCUGUCAGUUUCGUUCAUUAAAUCACGAGGAUACCGUGGUUAUCGAUGAACGAUCGAUCGAAUUGGAACGACAAUUCAAAGAGAACCACGACUACGACCGACCGAUCUGUCUUUUUCUUUUUGA